AUGACAUCAAACGAUUCAAAAGUAGAUGACGAAAACUCUGUUCGUCACACAAUUUUAGAAAAAAUCAAUGCUAAUAAUCAGGAUAUCAAUACAAAUAAGGCACCAGAUAUCAACGAUUUUACUAUAGUAAAGCCCAUCAGUCGUGGUGCUUUCGGUAAGGUAUUUCUUGCCCACAAAAAAAAUAAUAAGGAACAAAUGUUUGCAAUAAAGGUUAUGAAGAAAUCUGACAUGAUAAAUAAAAAUAUGGUGGCUCAAGUUGUUACAGAAAGAAAUGCACUGGCUUUGUCUAGAAGCCCAUUUUGUGUACAUUUGUUUUAUUCAUUACAGUCUGUAUCAUCUGUGUACUUGGUCAUGGAAUAUAUGGUUGGUGGUGAUUUAAAAUCUUUGUUGGGAGUUUAUGGAUUUUUAGAAGAAUCAAUGGCAGUUUUCUAUGUUGCUGAAGUUACUCUAGCAUUGGAUUAUCUACACAAACAUAAUAUAAUUCAUAGGGACUUAAAACCUGAUAAUAUGUUAAUAUCUAAGACUGGGCAUGUUAAACUCACAGACUUUGGUUUAUCCAAAAUUGAAAUACACAGAGAUUUGGAGAUUUCUGAUUUUGUCACUCACACACCAAGUUUAAACAUGAGAACACCUGGACAACUACUGUCAUUGACAUCACACCUGUCUUUUGGUUCAGGGGGAGGAGACAGCCAGCACAGCUCUAUUGUAGAUGCCUGUGAGAACCUUCUUGAUGAACUUAGGGAGACUAGUAAAAAGAAAGAUAUGUUUGAGGGGCUCAGUGGAUUGGAAAAUUCUCCAUUAGUGGACCAUUCACAGUUAUCUGGAAUACAUCCUUUCAUAAGCGCUGAAAGUAUUAGCUUGGAUGAAAUAGCUGCAAACAAUAACUGCAAAAUAGUGUUAAAUUUAUAUUACUUAAUUUUAACACAAAAAAUUCAUAUAAAUGUCUCCUUACAGUGCCUAGAUUCAGGAUCAGAGACCGCAAGUUCCUACCAUACAUGUGAAAGUUCUAAAACUAGUACUAAUUCAAAGACUAACAAGUCAACUGAUGUUAGCAGCAAUAACGGCUCUUCAGUAGAAUCAACAGUGCUGUCAGACACUCCGCAUAAUCAGCCAAUAUCUCCAAUAUGCAGAGGCCAGUCUUUGAAAAGGAUACCUAGUUUUCGAGCAAAAAAAAGAAAGAGAAUAAUUGACUGUGAUGGAGAUACGCCAACUGGUGUAACAAGUCUCUCAGAAUGUAAAGAAAACCACAGUGGUCUUACUCAAGAGAUUAUGGCCUUGGAACUCAGUCAAAACACACCUAAACGAAUAUCUAUACAUCCAACACCUGAGAGGAGAAAAAAUCCAAUAAAAGGUGUAUUAAAGAAAAGGUGGGUUUCACAAGAUGACAGUCAUCAUUUUAAUGUGGGAGUAAUAUUUUCCACGCCAGUAUCAAAUAAUAAAUCUCCGGGUUCUAAAAAGCAGCAAAAAGCAACUCGGUUCAAUCUGCCAAUUGAUGAAUCAUUAUCUGGAACAAAGGAGAAGUCUUUUACAUUUAGCAAACAUGUUUCGACUAGUUUAGAAAUUUUCCCUACCAGAAGAUUAAGUAAGGUUGAGGCCACUAAUAUAUCUCCAACUGAUUUAUGUAAAACUCCAUUAGCAACUGCACAUACUCCAUAUAGAACACCUAAAAGUGUGAGACGUGGCAAUCAAGUAUCAGAUCAAAGAAUUUUAGGUACUCCUGAUUAUUUGGCUCCGGAAUUACUUUUAAGGCAGGGCCAUGGACCUCAGGUAGAUUGGUGGGCAUUAGGUGUGUGUCUCUACGAAUUUAUGACAGGAGUACCUCCUUUUAAUGAUGAGACCCCUCAAGCAGUUUUCAAAAACAUAUUGUCCAGAAAUAUAGAAUGGCCAGAAGCAGACGAAGAAUUGUCACCUGAAGCAGUAAGCGCUAUAGAAGCCCUUCUUACUAUGGAACCCACAGAGCGGCCUGCUGCAAAAGAAGUAAGGGUGAUGCCAUUGUUCCGAAAUGUUGACUGGGAGAAUCAGCUAAAUAAGCAGCCACCAUUUGUACCAACACCAGAUGAUCUGUUUGAUACAGGAUAUUUCCAAGCCAGAAACAUCUUGCAGCAAUUACAUGUAUCAAACUUUGACAUGUAA
Molecule: messenger RNA, 2133 nt
Organism: Parnassius apollo (apollo)
Lineage: Eukaryota; Metazoa; Arthropoda; Insecta; Lepidoptera; Papilionidae
Source: the annotation of a GenBank genome assembly